AAACCGCCGUGACUAAAUAAUACCAUUUCUGGGCACCAGCGGUUUUGAAGAAAAAAGAAAAGAAAAACCACUGAUUCUCAUGCACACGCCUCUCUUUAAAUCCCCCCCGAUCACCAACAACAACUUGCUAGGACAACAACUCCAUUAGUCCCUCUCUCUCUCUUUUUUCUUUCUUCGCUCUGCAAAUUCAUGGAGUUUUUUCUUUUGCAGAGCUCUCAAACUGAAAAACAAUGAGCACAUAAAGAAAGUAAAUAAAAAAAAAAAAAAAAAGUACCCCACUAAGAAAAAGAUAGUCGAUAAAGAAAGGGUAGUACACCAAUAAGUAUUCAUCAAAGCUUAUUUUGGUUUUUUAUCAAAGCUCUUUCUGGAUUAUGAGUAUUGUCUGUAUCUAGAUUUUGAUUCUUUUUCAUUUGAGUAAGUUGUAGUAGUUGUUUGAAGAAAUAACAAAAAUACAAACUUUUCUUGUUUCCUUGUCUGGUUUUGAUCAUUGUGGAGAGAUUCUUUUGCUGCUGAAAACCAAGUUAACUUCUACUCAUUUAUUGAGGUGCUAGUGCUCUAAUAUCAUGGAAGUUACUGAAAUCUAGUCAAGAUUUUUCAGUAUCACUCUUCUUCUUUUUUUCUUGCAAGUGUUAUUGAGGUUCAACCGAAUGCCGUGGAAAAGAUCAAGAACAUUAACAAACAGUAGCAAUAAACAAGUUCUGAUGGCAGAAAAUAGUACUUCUUUAUCAUCUCCUACCAGCAAACACUUGAGACCCAUUUCAUCAUUCUUCAGUUCCCCAAAGUUCUUUGCUACAGUUUUUUCACCAAAGGGGGGUAACCAUUCUUCUGAUCAAACAACUGAAUCUUCUACAAUGAGUCCUACUUCAAUACUAGAUACAAAACCCUUUUCUAGUUUUGUAAACCCAUUUGCCAAACCUAGUUACGAAAAAAAAAAUCAACAUCCAUGGGAGAAGAAGUUGGAUUCAGGUGGUAUUGGUCUUGGUAUUGUCGAUGCUUUAAAUGAAGAAUUAGACCCUCCAUCAAAACCUGAUACUAGCAGAAUGGUUUUAUUUGGUUCACAAUUGAAAAUCCAAAUCCCUGUUCUUCAAUCCAAUUCAGUUUUAUCACCAUCUGAAUCACCAAAAUCUCCCACUGAUUUUGGAAUUAAAACUAAAAAGGAUUGUCAAUUUGGGUCUGCUAAUUCUGGGCUCGAUCAGGUAAAUGGAUCAUCUCCUGGCAGGGUUUUUAUUGGCUGUUUGUCAGCAAGUGAAAUGGAACUCUCUGAAGAUUACACUUGUGUUAUUGCUCACGGUCCUAAUCCUAAAACUACUCAUAUUUUUGAUGAUUGCAUUGUCGAGAAUUGUUGCGGUAGUAUUGUUGGAUUUUCGUCUUCUUUUAAGAAACAAAAUGGAUUCUCUACUAGCGUUAAUUCUCCGACUUACUCAUCAUCAGCACAGAAUUUCCUUAGCUAUUGUUACAAUUGCAAGAAAAAUCUUGGCCAAGGAAAUGACAUUUUCAUGUACAGAGGUGAGAAGGCAUUUUGCAGUCAUGAAUGCCGCUACCAAGAAAUGGUGCUUGAUGAAGGGACGGACAAGUAGCGUUCCUGAUUCUUCUGCUGCCCUGCCUUGUUUUUCCUACUUGAAUAAUUUUGUAAAAAAAAUUAGCAGCUUUAAAUGUUGUUUAAGUAUUAGAUAAUGAUGUCUGUAAUUUUUUCUUGAUUUUUCAAUGUGUAUCUCAUUAUCAAGAAAAGAAAAGGAAAAAAAAUAAUCAACUGGAAACCCCAAGUUAUUAUUAGUUAGGCAAUCUAUCAUGAUUUUGUAGUUUGAUCACUAGUAAGUAGAUUUUCUUUCUCCAAUAACAUGAAUAAUUGAAGGAAUCAAGAGUGAUGAGAAAGAGUUUGAUGUUGAUUAAUUGAUAAGAUGAGAAAGAAAAAUGAAUAUUUUGCUGUGUUUGGAUUUUGUCCACAGUUUUUUGGCAAUAUUGAAAGUGUUGUUGUUGAUGA
This is a messenger RNA of Papaver somniferum (opium poppy), 1981 nucleotides long. Its product is annotated as protein MARD1-like. Bases 648 to 1577 code for a protein of 309 amino acids. The record is from RefSeq and is a predicted model, not a curated record. The transcript is spliced from 2 exons. NCBI's taxonomy places the organism in Eukaryota, Viridiplantae, Streptophyta, Magnoliopsida, Ranunculales, Papaveraceae.